AACUGCCCGCACCAUCACACACUCAUACCGUCACUAGUUCCCGACGAGGGAAUAGCUUUUUACUUCACUCAUCAACAUCAACAAGAUGAUCCUGUGUUGGAUUUUGGCUCUCAUGAUGGUUCCAUUUGUGUGUGCAGAACCACAAGGGUAUUGUAAACCCGACUGCACUCAACCACCCCCAAGUUUACAAGUGGUGAACCCUUACAACUGUCACCAGUACUAUUUAUGUGGUCCUGAUCAAACACCUUUGGGCCCUCUCAAUUGCUCCGAGGGUGAGAUUUUUAGUAAUAUUGACAAUAAAUGUAUUCCUGGUAGUAGAUGCGACAACCUUUGCUCUGGACAAUGUAGAUACACCUGUGGUGACCCUGAUGGACCUGACGAAAUGGGUGACCGCUACGACUCUUCAGUUUUCUAUACAUGUGACGAUAAUAGAAAACGUCACCCACAACAUUGUCCCACCAAACAAUUCUUUGAUGGAUUAAAAUGUCAAAAAGACGAAGCUAAGGGUUGUGCCUGUAAACCAUUCUGUUCGGUGGAUGAUGUGGGUAAGUUUGUUAUAGACCCAACAGAUUGCACGAAUUAUUAUUUCUGCGUGCAAGAAGGCACCCCAGAUAGUCGAUUCACGUGUGCAGAUGGCACUAAUUUUGACAUUAUGAGUGGCGAGUGCCUGGCCACAGCUCCCUGCUUCAAGCUCUGUAUCAACGCCGUGCAGCCUAACGGAUGCAUUGAUAGAUAUACAUGUUUGUCUACUGGCAACCAUCCCAAGUGCGUCCAGAGAUGUGACCACCACUUUUACCAAUGUCACUCUAGUGACUUAGGUCACAUCAUCCAAGAAACAAAAUGUCUGGACAGCGCACUCUACUACCAUCCAGACAACAGUCAGUGUGUGAAGAGGGAGGACUGCCCUUAUCCCGACCCAGGAGUGUAAUAGUCCUUGUGGAAUGUAAUGUACUGUAUGUGAUUUUGUCUCCACCAUAACCAGUCCACCGCUUAAGUCUUACACUCCUGUUCUACCUUCUACUCUGAUGCUUAAUAUCUUUCAACACACCACCAGUGAAGUGUGUUCCUUUUUCUGCUUUCGUUACUGUCUAAAUUUCUUAAAAAUUUAUUAAAUGUUUUUCACGACAAUCAGAACAAAUUAUUUCAUAAAUAAUUAUACUUGAUAAUAGCGAUGCUGCGAAAAUCAUUUAUUCAUUUUGUAAGCAACUAAUGCACUUUGCUGUUUGACUUCCGUAUUUGUUUGACUCCCGUGAUUGUUUGACUCCUUUAAUUAUUUGAUUCUCUUAAUUGUUUGACUCCCGUAAUUGUUUA
Molecule: messenger RNA, 1311 nt
Organism: Homarus americanus (American lobster)
Lineage: Eukaryota; Metazoa; Arthropoda; Malacostraca; Decapoda; Nephropidae
Exons: 2
Coding region: 86-928 (280 amino acids)
Cellular component (GO): extracellular region
Molecular function (GO): chitin binding
Source: RefSeq, a predicted model, not a curated record